Drosophila ananassae is the source of this 5891-nucleotide messenger RNA. RefSeq names its product disintegrin and metalloproteinase domain-containing protein 12 (gene Meltrin). Lineage: Eukaryota; Metazoa; Arthropoda; Insecta; Diptera; Drosophilidae. The record is from RefSeq and is a predicted model, not a curated record. Gene Ontology annotation, molecular function: metalloendopeptidase activity. Bases 596 to 4885 code for a protein of 1429 amino acids. The transcript has 8 exons. Gene Ontology annotation, biological process: membrane protein ectodomain proteolysis.
AAGUACCAAACGGCAAAUUGCUUCACCAGCUGUAAGUCACUCUCCAGGCCGCGACGCGAACGCACGGUAGCGCUCGUCUGUUUGGGAUUUUCAUGAUUUUCCUGAAGGCAGCGCCGGAAAAUAAAAACGCCCGCCUCCCCCACCAGUGCAUCCAGUAAAUAGAUUUCAUUUAUUUUGCAAGACUCGUCGUUCGGACGCUACGGAAAUCUUUGCCCUGCGCGAGCCUCGUCGAAAGAAGCAGUGUUAUUCAGUGUUCGUGGUGUAUGUGCUGCUCAAUAAAUUGGAUAAAAGCCCGCAGAAAUUAGAGAUAAAAGUGUGGUGCUGGAAGAGCUGGAGCGAGGACGCCACGAGAUCCAAUAGAAAGCUUCUGAGUUGUUGUCGUUGCCCUUUGUUUUGGUCCCCCUGUUUGUUUACGCGUCAAGAGCGAGAGUCUCCGACUUCCCGUUGUGUACAGUGCUGAUUCGCGAAUGGUGCACCAGAACCUGUAACGUCCGCCCCUCGUCCCCCCGCCCGCGACCUGCUUCGAGUCCCAGCCCCGCCUUCGGGGCCCAUCAGGUGGAAGUGCAGCAGGAAGUGUGAGGAGCGGAACGAUGUGAUGUCCCCACGAAUCCCGCUACCGUCAGCCAAAGCAAACAUCCCGAUCCCCAAUAUUAACUGCAACAACCGCGCGGCCCGGACGCCGAAGAUGUCACGGAGGUCGCGCUCACAUCUGCAUCUGCAUCUGCCUCUGGUGCUCCUGCUGGUGCUGCAGAGCACAUGCUUGCUGCCAGCGGAAGCUGCCGCGGAGGGCGGCGGGGGAAAGCCAAGAGCUGACUAUUUUCCUGCCACUCACGAGUUCUCAACUCACUCUGUGAUACGACCCAAGGUGCAACAUGGGCGCACUAAGCGCAGCCUGCUAUCCACCCUGGAUGCCACCGACGGCCUUCACACGCCGCAAAUCAGCCUGAGCUACAUACACGGGGGUCAGCGAACCAUCAUCGACCUGCAGAGGAAUGACGGCCUGCUCCCGGAGAAGCAUUUCCUGCGCUACCAGAACUCCACCAGAGCCGGCUCUAGAAGCGGCCACGUGGUGCGCAAUUUCACCAAGACUGAGGUUGAUUUGUGCCACUAUCAGGGUCAUGUUCGAGGGCAACCCGACUCCAUAGUGGCGCUUUCCACCUGCGGGGGCGUCCUGGAUGGCAUCGUCUUCGAUGGACGGGAGACGUACUUCAUCCACCCCCACGUGGAGAGCACGGGGCGCCUGCAGGACCACCACUACCUGCUGAGGCAGGCGGACAGGCUCCCAACGAACGCCACCUGUGGCUACGACAGCCACACGGAUAACCUCAGCCACGGCGAGGAUGCGGAUGACAACACAGUUCGGGGAAAUCCUUCACUGCCACCUCUCCACCACCUGGACGGUGGGGAGUUCCAGCACACUCUACUGCGGAGACGCCGCAGCACGGACGGCAGCAGUCAGCUGAUCCGGGGACCCUACAACGCCAACAAGUACUCCAGCUACGUGGAGCUGGUGAUCGUGGUGGACAACAAGGUGUACAAGCACUUCCAGGAGAGCGCCAAGAAGGUGCACCAGCACUGCAAGAACCUGGCCAACAUCAUCAACGCGCUCUACGUGCCCCUUAACAUCUUCGUGGCCCUGGUGGGCGUGGUGAUCUGGAACGAGUCGAACGAAAUCGAGUUCUCGAGCGAUGGCGACGUGACCCUGCGCAACUUCCUGAACUACCGGAGCACCAAGCUGGUGGUGGAGCACCCCAACGACAACGCCCAGCUCCUGACCAAGGAGACCUUCGCGGGCGGCGUGGUGGGAAAGGCGCUGAAGGGCCCCAUCUGCACAUACGAGUACUCCGGCGGCGUGAGCAUGCAGCACAGUCCCAACACAGCGAUGGUGGCCACCACGAUGGCCCACGAGAUGGGGCAUAACUUCGGCAUGGAGCACGACUCGCCGGACUGCCACUGCCCGGACGAGAAGUGCGUGAUGGCUGCCUCGAGCACCUCGGUGGUUCCCGUGAGCUGGAGCAGCUGCAGCAUCGACCAGCUGACCAUAGCCUUCUCCCGGGGAAUGAACUACUGCCUCAGGAACAAGCCGGAGCGGCUCUUUGAGUCGCCAACGUGCGGAAACGGAUUCGUGGAACCGGGGGAGCAGUGCGACUGCGGCUUGCCGGAGCACUGCCAGAAUUCCUGCUGCAAUGCACACACCUGCAUGCUGCACUCGAACGCCUCCUGCGCCACCGGAGAGUGCUGUGACCUGGCCACCUGUCGGCCGAAGAUGGCGGGCAGUGCCUGCCGAGAGGCGGAGAACGAGUGCGACCUCCCCGAGUACUGCACGGGCGAAUCGGAAUACUGCCCGGCCGACGUCUUCCGUCGCGACACGGAGCCCUGCGACGGGGGCCAGGCCUACUGCUUCCACGGAAACUGCCGCUCCCACUCCAACCAGUGUCGCAUCUUGUGGGGAUCCACGGGGGAGAACUCGGAGCACUGCUACGACAAGAACAUGUCCGGCGACCGGAUGGGCAAUUGCGGCUACAACCGCCUCAACAAAACCUACAUGCGCUGUGAAGCUGAGCACGUGAAGUGCGGAAUGCUGCACUGCAUCCACCUGAACGAGCGUCUCGAGUUUGGAAUGGAGUCAGCGGCUGUGCUCUCCCACUCUUACGUCAGUCACGAUCGCAAGAUUGUGGCCUGUCGCACCGCCGUGGUGGAUCUGGGCCUGCAAAGUACAGAUCCGGGCCUGACGCCCAACGGAGCCAAGUGCGGCGAGGAUAAGAUGUGUGUGAACCAGAAAUGCCUUCCCGUUUCCACCGUUCGCUCCACGGGCAUGGGCAAGGCCUGUCCGGACGACUGCAACGGAAACGGAAUAUGCAACAGUAUGGGACACUGCCACUGCGACGUGGGCUUCGGAGGGGAGUCCUGCGGCAAGGCGGGAUCAGGAGGAUCUCCGGACAGUGGACCGGCCACUGAUCCAAAUGGAUCCCCGGGCCUGAAGCGCUUCCUGUGCGUCCUGUUCUUCUUCGUCCUGCCGGUCGUGGGGAUCUGCUGGUUGCUCUACCAAUGCCACAAGAACGGACUCUUCGCCAGCGGCAAGCUGAAGGACAAUAUCCUGAAGUCCUCGGGGGUGAGCAAGCCCGCUACCACCAGAAGCACCCAAAACGGCAGUGGCCCUCCGCCGGGCAACGGACUACUGAAGUCGACGCCGAGUAGCACGGACGACAUGGACUCCGCCCUUCUAAAGACACCGGCCGAUUCAGCACCGGCAACCGCUGGAAUGUUUGGAAAAUUCGAUGGCUUCACCUUGCGGCCCUUGAACGACGCCACGACGCCUUCAGGAAACUACAGUGGGCCGAACGUGGCCUUUGUGCAGCCCACCGUGCAGCAAGAUGCUGGUGCGCCCCAGCGAGCUGCUCCUCCUCCGCCGGCAACCAAGACACCAUCCAGUCCCAAACCGGAAACCACUUGGGUGCGGCCGGCACCGGCAUUGCCCCCACCCAAUCCGGGAUCCACAGCAAGGCCAAUAAUUUCGCCGCCGAAACUGGAUUCCAGUACCUUGACCAUGGUACCCCUGAAGGGCAGCACUGAUGAUUUAUCCCCUCGCUCGGGUUCUGUUCCACCUCCGCCAGUGCCCCUUCACUCGGACCCCAAGUUGAAUAUGAAACGAGAUGGCACCAUUCGCCGGUUGACUUCCUUUUUGAAAAAGGACGAGAAACCGCCUCUGAAGGAGAAGACCUACAUUGACAGGGAGCGGUUGAGGACCUUGGAGAUAUCGGCUCCCAUGCCAGUACCUACUGCCCCACAGACGGAGUCCUCGAACUCCGAUUCGGAGACCACUCCCCGCGAGGAGGAAACCCAAAACCUGGUGAAACGGGCCCAAUCAAUGAGAUCUCCUACCAAGAAGGUCCCCUUGCAGUCCUUCGGCUCUAUGCGCUCUCCACCUGGGCUGCCACGUCCCAAGAGUGGUCAGGUGAAUAACUCCAGUGGAACCUCCAGACCGAAAUCGCCCCCUCCUAGGCCUCCACCAGUGGUGGUCAAGAAGACGAACUCGAUCAUAUCGGCCUCGGGCUACCAACGACCAGUUUCCACGGCCCAGCGGUCGGUCGAGAACACCUACGACGACUGCGAGUUUGUCGAGCGGGAAGCCCGCGCCUCCAACGACGACAUCUACUCGGUUAUCGACGAGAUUCCGCCAGCGGCCCAAACUCUGAAGAGAAGCGAUCUGGUGGCCAACCGGACAAGCAAUGGCAGCGACAUGGGGCUGCUGAACGAGAUCGUCAAUGAGCUGGAGAAGAUCAACGGAGAGUCAGUAUACUCGGGCAAGCCAGUGGCGGUGGGAGCCACUGCUCCUGCAGCAGAUACUCCCAAGAGUCCCCAACGACCUGCUCCGCCCAAGCCGGCUAGCAGUGUCCUAGAGGAGAAGGCAGCAGUGGCAGCCAGCACAUAUCAUCGGACUGCGGCUGUAAACGCGCCAGUGGCCCGGGUUAAGCCCACAGUGGCGGACAAGUCUGCGCCGCCUCCCAGCAUGUCUAGCUUCAAGCCGCCGGCGGGAACCGGCGGUCAGCCUGUGGCCCCAGUGCCUCUCCACCAGGCCAAACGGAGCAGCGGCGGUAGCAUCGCAGGAGGAGGAAACAACACGGCCUCCCGUCCCAAGUCUUUUGUGAAGAGCACAAGCAAAACACUGCCCAAUGGAACGGGGGCGACAUCUGCGCCCUCGGCCACUAUCCAGAAGCCCAAGCCGCUCUCGGCCAAGCCAUCGUUUAGCGGCGGAGCAGCUGGAGGUAUUCCGGGAAAGCGGCUGAACGGGGCGGCGGCCCCCACUCCGCCCACCGUGAAGACUACAACGGCGCCGAAGUCCAGCAUCGCGUCGCUGGCCCAACGAUUCGAGCAGAACAAGUAGACUAAGACCGUGCACUGGGCGGGGGCGAGGGCCAGGGCGAGGUGUAGGAUGAGACGUGAGACAGGACACAGUUCCUUACAGAUUAUUUAGGUUUAUGUUGAAGAUGAUUCCGUUGCUUUCGGCUAGUUUGUUUAAGAAUACCAUGUAUGUGAAAUAUUUUUCAAAACUCGUUUUGAUGAUACAUUGAAAAGUCCCUAUUCAUGAGGGCAGAAUAAUUUUUAAUUUGAGUGUACAUAAUCAGAGAAAAUGUUUUUUGUUUUUAGGUUUAAAUGUAUUCUUACGAAAUCAUAAUUUUCAGUUUAUAUCUAACAAAAUGUAUAUUUAUCUUUAUUUAAGUUAAAAUGGAAGUUAAAAGAGAUUGAGAUUGUGUCUAUGGAAGACCAUGACAUCACAGAUGCAGUUUAUUUUUCAAAAACUAUGAAGUCAGAGUAGUUAUCGCCUCAGCCCCGAGGAGAAGCAAGCUCCCGCCCUCUGUGGAUUCGACUUUUAAGCUUUAGUUAAGAUACUCUGACUGCGACUAAGCCCGACUCGACUCUGAUAUUCAUUCCUGAACCGAUCGACCCACUAUUUAGGCAUAAGCAUGGCUUCACUCAUGUGCUAAGUUAUGUAUCUCAAUUAAUAUGUUAAUGUUUAAGCGCCGCUUGUUAAGUUUAGUUUAGCCCUAACCGUGUAUGCAGGCUCUUCGCCGACACCUGUAUUUAUGUAACAUGUUUGUAUGCAGUAAGAGUAUGCUUUUGUAAAUAGAAACCAAAGAAGUUCAAUUGUCACAACAAAGCGCCGCCUCGAGUAAUCAAUUAAAAGAUGUACAGCUGGGAUAUUGAAAAGUAAAGAGAUGAGGAGAGAAAUAUGUAAACUUAAAAAAUAAGAAACUAACAUUUUGUAGUGAAAUCAAUUUUAACUGUCUCAAUGUUGCGAAUUACGUUGUAUGCUCCUAUGUAUGUAACGAUAUCAAACGUGUAUAGAACCGAAGUUAUGUUAUAAAAUAUAUGUUCACCUAAACAUUAAA